Messenger RNA from Biomphalaria glabrata, 9105 nucleotides. Its product is annotated as putative leucine-rich repeat-containing protein DDB_G0290503. The record is from RefSeq and is a predicted model, not a curated record. NCBI's taxonomy places the organism in Eukaryota, Metazoa, Mollusca, Gastropoda, Planorbidae. The transcript is spliced from 36 exons. The coding region runs from base 331 to 5865 and encodes 1844 amino acids.
CUAAAAUGAAACUAAGAAAUAAACUAGGCUUAGAUUUAAAAAAUCUCUAUUUUAUACAGUAGCCUACUAUUUAAUUCUAGAAUCUUGGUUCUAUAGACAUAGAAAUAUAUGUAGGUCUGUGUUUUGGUCUAGAGAUCAAUGACAAAAUCAAACAAGCGAAGUGUGACAAAUGCCUUAUAAUCUUCGUUGACAAGCAGUUUGUAGUUUGUUUAAAAAUGGCUGCCAGACGAAUAAAUCAACACUUUUCUAAAAGUUUAAUAUAUGCAGCCAUUGUGCGGUUAGAAAAACGUUAACUGAAAUACAUUUUAGAUCUAUAUGUGAAGCCUAAAAAUGGAUAGUCCUAGAGACAUCCAAAACCAGAUUACAGUUAAACUAACAGAGGAUGGCUUGAAUCCUGUGUCCAGUGAUUUGGAGAAAUUGUUAUUUCUAUGGAAACUUUAUCAGCAGCUGAAGGAUGAACUACAAAUAUCACACCAGAAUGAAGCUAAAAUGAAAGAAGCCCAAGCAGAAGAGAUGAAGGAGGUAGAAAGCUAUGUUGAACACAUUCGCCAACUUUCAGAUGAUAGAGAAGCUCUUAUUCAGGACUUGGAAAGUGAAAAUGAGGCAUUGAAAAUUCAAAUCUGUCAUUUAGAACAGGAAACUAGUACCACAGCUCAAGCAGAAAUAAUAGAAAUGCUGUCAGAACAAGGACUGGCUGAGAUUGCUAAGUCACCCCCAGGAGAACAAAUAGCUUACCUGAUUGUAGAGAGAACACGCUUGUUAGAGGAAAUAGAAAAGCAUAGGAGUAACUCCAGAACAGAUGAUGGCAAAAACUCAAACAUUAAACAACAGUUGGAACAGGAAAGAGCAGAAUUUGAGCAAGAACUAAACCAACAAAGAGAAAGUGAUAAGAUACUUCGAGACCAACUGAAACAUGAGCAUGAGGAAGAAAUUAGUGCACUGAUUGAAGAGAAUGGAAAACUUGAAGAUGAUUUGCAAGAUGCUGAAAUGAGGAUUUCUCAACUUAAGGCUGAAUUGAACAAGUACACAGAAGGAGAUGAACUGGAGACCAGUGGGCAAGGGAGAUUAUUUCAAUUACCUGGAAGGGAUGAUAUCAAAAGACUGGAAGAAGAAAGAAAUGAGUUGAACAGAGAAAAAGAAGAUAUGGAGAAAGAGAUGGCUGAGAUAGAAAGUGAUAGAGCUGAUUUUCAGAAAGAGAAGGAUAGCUUUGAAAAGGAAAAGAAAGCAUUUGAGAAAGAAAAGUCUCAAUUACUCAAAGAAAUGACAAGACUAAAAGAUUUACAAGAAGAGAUAGAAACUGAGAGAGAUGACUUAGAACUGGACAAAAAAGAAGUGGAAAAAGAAAGGCAAAGUGUAAAAGCACAAAAGGAAGAAUUAGAAAAUAAGAAACAAGAAAAGGAACACAAUACAAUGACUAGUCAAAAGUCAGUUGAUGAGACAGAUGAAAAAGAUGGUACUAAAUUAAGAAGAUCCUCUAGUGAUGUAAUGUUGAGGAAAGUCAUUGAGGAUAAAACAAAGAUUGAAGGGGAGUUGGUACAACUUAAAUCACAGAUGAGAUCAUUACAGAAUGAAAAGGACGGCCAUGAUGAUGUGGUGAACAGUUUAAAAAAAGAAUUGGAAAAAUCUCUUUCUCAACAUCAGCUUUUGCAAAUGAAAAACAAAAGUUUAAACUCUGAGCUGGAAAGUCUAGAAUCUCAAUUAGAUGAGAUGGAGGUCACUAUAGAAACAUUGAAACAAGAAAAGCUAACUCUGACAUCCAAAAAUGAGUCUCUCUAUGCUGAAGUAAAAACCCUUCGUGAUGAGGCAUCAAAAUCUUUUACUCUACAAAACAUGGUGGAAAUAUUAAAUAAUAAUAACAAACAACUAAAUGAAACUUUGGAAUCAAUCAAAAUGAAAUAUGAACAAACAGCCAGCGAGAAGGAUAUGUUAGCCACUCAGAAUCAACAGUUAUUCAAAGGUGAGCAAGACUUGACCACUCAGCUUGAGACAUUAAAACAUGAACUGGAUAAAGUAACAAAAGAAAAGGAACAACUCAGUAACCAGGAACAUGAACUCUUGGCAGUCACCAAAAAGCAAGAACAAGUAGAGAAGAUGCUAAAGGCUGAUUUAGAAGAUUUAAACAAGACAAAAGAGAAGUUAGUUCAACAAACAGAAGUCUUAACUAAAGAAAACAAGGAUCUUCUAAACAGAUUAGAUAAAGCCAAAGAUGAAGUUGAGGCAGCCAAGCUCCAAGGCCAAGAAAUUGAUAAGCAAAAAAUUAUAAUUGCUCAUCUUAAAGAACAAAAUCAACAAAUGCAAAGUCAGUUGAAGGCAGCACAAACCGAAUUAGAAAAAUCAAGAGAAAGAGAGACAACACUUAUUUCUAGUCAGCACUUGUUACAGAAAACUCAUGGUGAUACAGAAAAAAGAUUAAGUGCUGACCUUGAGAACAUGAAAGUGAAACUAGAACUGACACUGCUUGAAUUGUCUAAAGCUAGGCAGUAUGGUGAGGAACUUGAUUUAGAGAAUAAAGAUCUCAAAGUAUCACUCAACACAGCCCUUAAACAUGAAGAGGACCUCUCUAAUAAUUUGAAAGAAGAAAAACAACACAACAGUCAAUUGACUCAGGAGAUGAAUCAGCUCAAACUGCAAUUAACUGAAAAAUCAAAAGUUAUAGAGAAAUUUGAAGAUGAGAAGAAAAUAAGAUUAGAUUUAGAAGCAAAAGUAGAGGUCUAUGGACAAAUUGAAGAACAGUUGAAAAAAGUAAAACAUGAACUUAACAUUGAACAAAACAAAAGACAAGAACUUGAAAAAGCAACAGAGAGACUCAGACAAACUCAAGAGGAGUUGGUAGCUGCUGAAGAAGAGCUUCACAAAGAACAGCAACUCCAUACACAGCUUAAGGUGAGAGUGAAAGAACUUGAGCACCUAGUCAAAGAUCUGGAGAUAAGCAAAAAAUCAUCAGAAGAGCUGCUUGAGAAUGAAAGAGAAAUCAGGAAGAGUUUUGAAAAACAUAUGAAGGAUUUACAGAUGGCUACAAGCCAACAUGACACACUGGAGGAGAUAGCCAAACUUAGAGAAGAGCUCCACAAAGAGAGAGCAACUCUUCAAGAAAUAAGAGUGUCAGAAAGUGAUUUGCAACUGUUAUGUAAUGAGCUGGAAAAGGAAAGAAAUUUAACUGCAGAAUUGAACAAACAAAUAACAGCUUUAGAAUCUGCUAAUAAAGAAACAGCCACAUCCACUCUGAAAGCUGCUCUUGAUGAGCUAGACAGAGAAAGACGAGCUCGAGCUGAAAAUGAUUCUAAAGUGAUGGAACUGGAACAACUUCUAGAUGAUCAGAAGAUAGAUAGUGAGAACAUGCAGCACAACUUAAAUGGGAAGAUUGUUUCCUUACAAAAACAAGUGCAAGUUUUAGAAGAUGAACUUUUGACAAUUCAAGAUAAAUACCAAGACUUACAGGACAAAUAUAAUUUGGUUUCUAAAGAGUUAAAAAUAAACCAAUCUGAUGUGAUGGAAGUAGAUAAAGUAGACAGCAGUCAGGCUUCCUGCAGAAAAGAACCUCCAUCUCCAGAUAAUGAUUUGGAGAAAUCUCUUGAGUUCUCUACAACAAAACUGAAUGAAACUCUGAAUGAACUAAACAAAGUCAAGACUAAAUUGUUUCAGACUGAAGAAGAGUUGAGAAAAGCUGAAGCAGACAAUACAAAUCUAAUCCAAGAUUUAGGUUUGCUGAAGCAAUCUGUGGAAAUGUCCAGCAAACAUUUAGACCAAUCAGAUAGUGAGCUCAGUACACUCAAACAUGAACUGAUUGAGACUCAAGGGACACUAGCUGUCACCCAAACUCAGAUGAAAACUAUGGAAACAAAAAUGGAAGUGUUGGUCAAAGAGAGAAGUGAACUCAUGAGAAACGUUGACACUUUCAAGGAGUCACAACAAAAUACCUUGAACUCCUUGCCCUACUUUGAGCAAGAGAGAAAAAAUUUACUGGAUAAAAUAAAAAUCAUGGAGAAAUUAUCUGAAAAGUUGGAGCUUGACAACAGAGAAAUGGCUCAAAAGUUAACAGAAGCUUCUGCCAAGGCCAACAGUUUGGAAGCUCAGCUAGAAAGAGAAAAAUUGACGAGCUCUAACAAAAUCCACCAGGACAGACACUACACAGAACAAUUAGAACAUGACUUAGAUACAUCCAACAAAUACAUACGACAACUGCGUGAAGAUUUACAUCAGCAUCAAUCUAAAACCUUUAAGCUUGAGUCAGACAGUCUAGGUCUCACUGCCAAAUAUGAAAGCAUGAUUGUACAUUUAGAAGAAAACAUUCAAGAUUUGAAAAAGAAGCCUACACAGGAGCUCAAUGUUUUAAAGGGUCAGUUUGAAUCCAUUAGCAAGGAAGCAAGGGAUUUAAAACAUCGAAACAAAAAACUGGAAGAGGAUGUGAGCAAGUUGACAUGUGAUGUUUCAAGAUACAAGUCUAAUGUUGAGAAACUGGAGCUACAUCUGCAAACAGAAACUCAAAUAAAAUCAGAGGUUGAGAAAAGAAAUGCUGUGAUAGACAUAGAGUUGUCUAAGGCCUACAGCCAGAUAAGAAACUUGAUGGAUAAAAAUGCAGAACUGGAAUCUCUGAAACGUUCUUAUGAACUAGAUAUUACAAUGCAUAAAUCAAGCAUUCGUGACGCGGAAAGCAGUAUAUUAAAAAAAGAAGCCACAUAUGAAUCUUCAACCAAAGCUAUUGUUGCAAGAGCUGAGGCGGCAGAAAGAAAGGCUAGAGAGCUUCAAAGAGAAUUAGAAGAAGUCACACAGAAGAUGUUGCACAUUGAAGGACUCCUAAAUAAGGCAGAAAUGGACAGAGGAUAUGUUGGAGAGACUCAAGAUAAAAUUGUCAAUAUAAGAAAUCAACUAGAAGGAGAAAAAUUACAAAGAACAUUCCUGGACCAGACAGUUGCUGAACUUAAACACCAGGUGGCAUUUCUGAAAGAGAGGGAAGUAAAGUUAAACUUAGAAAAUAGAGAGCUUCAUCAAACUAUUCUUGACCUGGAAACACAUUUCAAUCAAAUACAAAAUAAGUUUUCUUUGGAUUUUGAAUCACCUACACCAGAACCCAAUCAACAUUCAUUGAUGGACCAGAUAGCCAGACUUCAAAGGGAGGUCAAAGUUUUACAAUAUGAGCUGACCAAUGUCAGUGAAAAGAGAGAUGUAGACAUAAAAAAAUAUGAGGAAAGAAAAUUGAGGACCAAGUCUAAGUUAAUUAAAGCCAGAGAGUUUUACAGCAAUGAAAAAAGUAAAUACAUGGAUCAGAUAGAACACAUGAAUGAUGACCUCAGACUAACCAGAGCAAUGCUGGACAAGGAGCUGGAGUGGAGAGAGAAAAUGGAUGAAAGCUACAAGCAACUGUUGAGAGAGAAAAGGGAGUUAAUCACUCAAUUGUCAGAGAUGGACGAGAGUGUGAGGGACCAAGGUCGAGUCCUAACCAUGACACAGGCUCGACUGGAGUACUUGGAAGAAGAGAAUGCCAAUUUGCAAGAUUUACUUGAAGUGAUGACGCAAGAAAAAUAUAGUGUGGAUAAGUUAUUAAAGGAGAAGAAUUUAUAUGAAACAGAUCCAUCCGUGGGGAUAGGCGCUUUUGGAGUCUGCAAAGAUUCAGAAUGGGACUCUUACGACCACGUAGAUCAACAAUGGACUGUUCCUAUUGAACCGCCUGCUGAUUUUAGAAAACCAAAUGAUGAAGUAACUUGCUUGAACCAGAAUAACAAUAAGAGCAGAAGAGCUGUUCACUCCAGUGAGAACUUUGAAUUUCUUCCACCCACAGCCUUAAACUUUCACAGGUAUUCUCAAGUUGAUGAUUUCAAACUCAGCCGGGAUGAUUUCUUUGAUAAUGGCGAUGAGUUUGAAGCAUAGUUAAUUUGUAUGUGUGGGUUUUUUUUAUGUGUGCCUGUGAGUUUAGUUUUUUUUUGUUGCAUUUAUUGAGUGAAAUUUUGCUUCAAAACAAUCAAAAUGUUUCACGCUAGAGGUAAAGCUAAAUAUUUAAGUGCAAUCGAAUUUGUUUCAUUUCUUGAAAUUAAGAUUUUUAAAAUGUUACAUAUGGUAGUAUUUGUACAAUAGAACUUGGUGUUGAAAAUUUUAGUUGAUUAAAAAUGUCAGUAGUGUAGUUAUUGCAUUUUUUAUUUUUUUUUGUAUUUGUUGUUAAUGUUAUUUGCAAGUAAUUAUUCCCUCCUACUGAUUCCAUCCAGUGAUACUGCUUAUAUUUAAUUGUGUUAAUGUUUUAUAUACAUGCAUAACAUUUCUACUUUUAUCUGUGAUAUUGUUUAAGUUGCCUUCAAACCUCAGUUUUUAAUCAUGCUUUUUUCUUAUUUCAUUUAUUUUUAUAUUAUGAAAAUAUUUUUACAACAAUAAUUGUUUAAUAUAAAAGUUAUUUUUUUUAAAUGCAAACGGUUUGUAAACUUUGAAAUCCAUAUAAUAACUAAUCCUAUAUCAGAAUGGUAUGCAUUACAUGGCACGAUAAAACAUUUACUCGGAACUAAGUGAAAAUAAAAUCUAAAAUGGUUUUGUCCGAACCUAUUUAUACUCCACUUCCAUCUUUGUGCACAUAGAAAAUGAGAUUAAGCUUAUCUUUCAUCAGUGUUAAAUAAUAUUGGAGAAGUACAUGUUACAAAAAAAAAAGUCUCAAAAAGAUUUUUUAUUCUUUAUAGUAUGACAAUGAAAAAAUAGGAAAUUAAUGUUUAUGAUGACUUGAGAUUGGAUCAGAGGGAUUUGGCAUUAAAUGUUCUGGUGGUGUCAAAGAAUAUUUUUUCUAUAAGUUUUUAUGAUGACUUUAAAAUUUCACAUUAUAUUACUAAUAAUUGUUUAUUACUUUAGCAUAACUGAUUGCCUUACAAACUAUCAAGGAUUAUAUGCAUCAGUUUAUUCAGCUAAACUGAUGGCCUUACAAACUAUCAAGGAUGAUAUGCAUAAAACUGAUGGCCUUUCAAACUGUUAAGGAUUAUAUGAAUCAGUUUAUUACUUCAAUGAUUGUAUGCAUCAUAUAUUUAUAUUUAAUAUCAUGAUAUUGAGCUUUCAACAAAUAUAAUAUUAUAAGUAUUUCUAAGAAUAUCUUAACACUUAGUUUGCUUCCUCACCUUGUGAUUUUUUUGUAGUUUGAUGUUAGAGUUAGAGCAUUUACAGUUUUAUUUGAAUUAAUUUUAUGCCUCUAUAAAUCAUCAGAACUUUAAGCAUCUGUAAAUAGAGAAACAAUAGAAAGAAUCUGCUGAGAUUCUAGUUUACAUCAUACAUAUGUCAUUCUUGCUUUGUGAUUCAAGUUUUUUUUUUUUGGUGUUUUUUUAACUCUUAAAAAAAAAAUACUUAGUGUCCAAUGUAAGUUUUGAGAGUUCAAUUUAUUUGUUUGUUAAAGUUAGGAAAAUAUUUAAAAUACAAUUCCUUAUGAAAUACAUUUCAUGGUUGCCAAUAUUUUGUGUGAAGUUAUUGUACCGCAAAAAGGUUUAGAACAAUAAAACAUUUCUAAUUUUCAGGGUUUAAAAUAUCAUUCACCAACCUAUAUAAACAGGUUCAUCUCUAUGGGGAUUAAGACAUUAUUGGAUAUGUGGACUCAGGGGUAGGCAGGGAACCAAAUGGCAUAUGGGGCUGCUGCUGAAUGGGACACUUAAAAAUUCAGGAAAUACAAUUUUAUGAUGGGCCUUUACCUUGCAUUAUUACAGAAUGUACAGAGCUAUUCUAACACAUUUUUUAUAAUAAUGGAUUGUCCUUUACCUAUUACUGUAUAUCUGGUGAGCUGCAAUCCCCUGUGAGUGAUUAACACGCAACAUAUUAAGCACUAUAUUUUUAUGAUCCAAUAGAUUGCUUUAUCAUAUUUUCUGAUGAAACAAACCCUCUAGUUAUAAUUCUGUAAUGAUUUUCCCUGGUGUCAUUUUGGGACUAAAUAAAUAUAAGUCAGUUGAAACAUACAGAUGCUAAAUUUUUUUUGUUCUUUGUAAUUUUUUUAUAUUUAUCAGUAUUAAGCCAUUUGGUUCAAUCUAAAUUAAAAUUAUUUUUUUUAGUUUAGGAAACAUUGUGGAAAAAACUUUUCUUUAGUUACUGUUACACAUUUUUUCCACUGUAAACUGUUUAAUUUCUUACAUUUUUAUUUUAGUUUUUAUUGUGGGCACUUUGACUGAAUAAGCAGUUUGUCUGUGAGUCUUUGAUGAUUUUUUAAUGAAAAUAAAUUUUAUAUUCUAGUGAUUAUGAUAAAUCAUUUAAUGCAAUCACUGUAAUUAUAAAGUGAACCUUAUUGAAUGAGCCAUCCUGAUUUUUUCAAAACUCAUAAUACAAAUGAACAAUUGCUGAUUACAAAAGCUUGGUGACUGGGAAUUUCUUUCUUUGUUUAACAUUAAAUUGUUUAAGCUUUAGAUUUUAUGGGGACUUUCAAAGAUUUCACUUCUUUUUCAUGUUAGUAUCAAAUGCUUGACUAGAAUUACAUGAAGAUUAGAAUGUAGGGCCUGCAAGAAAUUAGCAAGUCAAGUUUUCUGUCUUUUUUUUUUGUUCAAUGCCUCUUUAAUAUUGUUUUUUUAUUAUGUAAUCUAAACAUUCAAUUUUAUUCUUAAACUUUUGAAAUAUUUAUUUAUAUUAGUAGUCUAGAUCACAAGGUCUGAAAGGGGAACUUUACUUUAUUUUAUUUUUUUAGUCUAUUGUUUAAUUAAGAUGUUUUUCACAAAAUUAUUAAAAUGUAUACCUAAUAUUCAAAUUUUAAAUAGGCCACAUUAAAAUAACAGAUUGGAAACCACUUUGCAAACAUGAGUAAAACCUGGUCUCUAUAUUUAAGACCUACCUAACUUCAUCUAUUGACAUUGUAAGUUUUGCAUAAACACCCUGUAGAGGUGUGUACCAGAUGAAUGUGGGUCUAGGAUUAAAGUGUGCAACAUCAUCAUGACUUGAAUGCGUCCUUUUCAAAAUAAAAGACUACUUAAAGUAUUUUGUUGGCUAAUGCUGUUAGAUAACAUACAUUCCUAACACUUCAAAGAGAUUUUAUUCUUUUACCAUUAAUCUAACUGUAAGUAUUUUUGUGAAUGUAUUUCUGUAUAAUUGUAAUGAUCAUAAUUAUAUCUUUGUAUUUAAGGUUUGUAUUUAUAGUCCAACAAGCCAAAAUAAAAGAUCAAUAUUAAAGAUCUU